AUGGUCGCCGCCGCCGCCACCGCGCGGCCUCCUCCGCGGGUUUCCGCCCCAUGGCUACGGCACGGCCACGCGUCUCCGCUUCGUCCGUCUACGGGGCGGCCGCUCCCGGUCCUCACGGUGGUCGCCGCGUCGCGUCGGAGCGACGGCGGGAAGAAGGUGGCGAAGAAACGGCGCAGGCGCGCCACGGAGGCCGACCGGGAGGACGGUCUCUCCGUCAGCUCCGAGAUGGUGACGAAGAAUUCCACUCCGCGUGCCAAAGUUGACGACGGCAGCCUGAAGCCUGCGCCAGAAUCCAGCAUUACCCCAAAAGACUCAGCCAUCAGAAGAGUUGCGCUGGUGGUCAUCGCUGCAGUGCUAUUCGGCGUUAGCAUCGCCUUGAAGGACGGUGUUGAGAAGGCGUCGGAGUAUUUUGCAGGCUAUUUGUUGGAACAGAGUUUGUCGGUGGACAAUCUCUUUGUUUUUAUCCUGGUCUUCAAGUAUUUUAAAGUGCCCCAGGAGAACCAGAAUCGGGUGCUUUCUUAUGGUAUUGCUGGGGCGGUGAUCUUCCGUGCAGCGUUGAUCAUCCUAGGAGUAGCAACCAUUCAGAGUUUUGAAGCGGUGAACUUAUUUUUUGCUUUGAUCCUGCUAUUCUCUUCUUACAAGCUAUUUGCUGGAAGCGAUGAAGAAUCUGAUCUGUCUGAUAACUUCAUUGUGAAAACAUGCCAAAAAUUCAUUCCUGUCACUGAUUAUUAUGAUGGUGACCGGUUUUUGACAAAUCAAGAUGGUUUACUGAAAGCCACACCAUUACUCUUGACUCUGGCAGUGAUCGAGCUAAGUGAUAUUGCUUUUGCUGUCGACUCAAUACCAGCAGUCUUUGGUGUAACAAGAGAUCCAUUGAUAAUAUUGUCAUCAAAUAUUUUUGCUAUUUCUGGUUUGAGGUCACUCUAUGUACUCAUUUCUGAGAGCAUGUCUGAGUUGGAGUAUCUGCAGCCUGCUGUUGGUAUCGUUUUGGGCUUCAUAGGGACAAAGAUGAUCUUUGACUUCUGUGGUUAUCACAUACCAACAGAAGCUUCUCUUGCUAUUGUUACCACAUGUCUUAGUGGCGGAGUAAUAUUGAGUCUAAGAAAAGCAUCAACUGACCAGGAACGUGACAAAUAGCCAGCGUGCUGGGAGAAGUAUAGCUCACUCAAGUUAGUCGUGACUGGAGGAUAUAAAGCAGAAGCAGCCUCCAUUUGUUUGCAGUUUGCAUAACACAACCAAGCAGGCAAGAGCCUCCAUUCGUUUAUGGAGUUGAGGCCAAUUCAGCCUGUGACCAAGAUUGAUGAUCAAGGCAUGACAUAGAUGCCUGAUACAGAACCUACAAGUUCCAUUACCUGCCCCAAAAAACCCUACAAGUUCCACAGAAGGUUUUGGAAUGUUAAGUCAGCAACAGGCCAACGGCUGACAGCAAAACCAAAGACAAAUAAGUAUACACUACUUGUGAUAAGUUUUGCUAGAACAAUUUUUUGCCAUGGUUGUUUGUUAUGAUACCACAGAACAUUUAGCUUAUGAUAAACAUGAUGGUAUGUUCAUCAUGUUUGUAACUUAGCAAUGAGUGUCAAUGUAAGUACCAUUUCAUUCUUCCAUUCUCCUGCUGAUCGAACCUCACUUGUAGAAACAUGCUGUCAAAUGUAAUUAUUUCCUACAUUUCCUCAAUGUACAGUCACUCAUGUACGUACAAUGU
Molecule: messenger RNA, 1702 nt
Organism: Lolium rigidum
Lineage: Eukaryota; Viridiplantae; Streptophyta; Magnoliopsida; Poales; Poaceae
Product: thylakoid membrane protein TERC, chloroplastic
Exons: 14
Coding region: 1-1137 (378 amino acids)
Cellular component (GO): membrane
Source: RefSeq, a predicted model, not a curated record